This is a messenger RNA of Microdochium trichocladiopsis, 1218 nucleotides long. RefSeq names its product FtsJ-like methyltransferase. Bases 1 to 1218 code for a protein of 405 amino acids. The record is from RefSeq and is a predicted model, not a curated record. NCBI's taxonomy places the organism in Eukaryota, Fungi, Ascomycota, Sordariomycetes, Xylariales, Microdochiaceae. The transcript has 2 exons. Gene Ontology annotation, molecular function: tRNA methyltransferase activity. Gene Ontology annotation, cellular component: cytoplasm. Gene Ontology annotation, biological process: cytoplasmic translation; tRNA methylation.
AUGGGCAAAUCGUCAAAGGACAAGCGAGACGCCUACUAUCGUCUUGCCAAGGAGCAGGGCUGGCGAGCGAGAAGUGCGUUCAAGCUUUUACAGCUUGACGAAGAGUUCGACCUGUUUUCCAAUGUCACCAGAGUGGUAGAUCUCUGUGCCGCUCCCGGAAGCUGGUCUCAAGUCCUGUCUCGCGUUCUCAUCAAGGGCGAGAAGUUUGGUCGCACGGCGUGGCAGGAUCGUGAGGCAAAGCUUCGCGAGCAGAUGCUUGGCGUCUUCAGCACCGGCAACCUCGAGCCCAUCGCCCCUUCAGAGCCAGUAGAGCUGCCUCAGCCGAGAAAGGACGUAAAGAUUGUCUCCAUCGACCUCCAGCCCAUCAGCCCCCUGCCUGGCAUCAUCACCCUGCGGGCAGACAUUACGCAUCCUGCUACAGUGCCAUUACUGCUCAAGGCGCUUGACCCGGACUACGACCCGCAGAGCGGGAGCCAGCAAGCCGCCCAGCCUGUGGACCUCGUCAUCAGCGAUGGCGCCCCCGACGUGACUGGUCUCCACGAUCUCGACAUCUACGUCCAGUCACAACUGCUCUUCGCGGCGCUCAACUUGGCCCUAUGCGUGCUCAAGCCCGGCGGCAAGUUCGUGGCCAAGAUCUUUCGAGGAAAGAACGUCGACAUCCUGUACGCACAGCUCAAGAUCUUCUUCGAGCGCGUCCAUGUCGCCAAGCCGCGGUCAUCCCGCGCGAGUAGUGUGGAGGCUUUCAUCGUGUGUUUGAACUUCCAGCCUCCCAAGGGGUUUUCAGCCAGCCUGGAGGAGCCGUUGGGAGUAGGCUUCCGCCUCCCCCAGAUGACCAAAGACAACCAAGAAAGAAGUGCCAUCAGCGCCACGACAAUUCUUCAAAACCACACCACAGGGGCAUGGGAUAGCAGUCCCGCAGUUGUUGCCUCGCCAGAUAAUGAUGGCAUCACCGAGCUUCAAGCAGAGGAUUACCGGCCGUUGGAUCGCCUGGCUGAUGUCCGGUGGAUUGCCCCGUUCAUUGCGUGUGGUGACCUCUCGGCCUUUGACUCGGACGCUUCCUAUCGCCUUCCCGCCGAUCAUGUGUCGCUGGACCCCAUCCAGCCUCCAACAGCUCCCCCUUACAAGCGUGCGCUGGAAAUGCGCAAGGCAGCUGGUGGCGCUUAUGGCAAGACCAAUAUCGGCAAGACAACAACGAAAGCAGACAGGGUCAUGCCUUGA